AUGGGUGUGCAGCCUGGGUCAGAUGGGGAUGCAGACUCAGGUCAGAUGGGUGUGCAGCCUGGGUCAGAUGGGGAUGCAGACUCAGGUCAGAUGGGUGUGCAGCCUGGGUCAGAUGGGGAUGCAGACUCAGGUCAGAUGGGUGUGCGGCCUGGGUCAGAUGGGGAUGCAGACUCAGGUCAGAUGGGUGUGCAGACUGGGUCAGAUGGGUGUGCAGACUCAGGUCAGAUGGGUGUGCAGACUCAGGUCCAGCACUCUGGGUGCUCUGCCUCUCACUUACUUCAGACAUUAGAGAUGUGUCUACUAGCUUAA
Messenger RNA from Rangifer tarandus platyrhynchus (Svalbard reindeer), 309 nucleotides. The record is from the annotation of a GenBank genome assembly. NCBI's taxonomy places the organism in Eukaryota, Metazoa, Chordata, Mammalia, Artiodactyla, Cervidae.